UGAUUGGCUCAUCUCGGUGCCGGAACAAGGAAAGUGGGCACUACAAAUUUAGACACAUACAUUUCUAUGCUUAAGAAUAAGAUUGCUUAACUAGAUUCAACUUUUUUGUUCAGAAUUUUGUGGCAGACCAUAAUAUAUGGCUCUUUCAGAGUGCAGAGUGCCUUUCUGUCUCUGUGUAGAAAAUCCAUGGAGACCGACCACAGUGAUCCCCCCUUUUCACACAUUUAACAAGAUCUGGAUUUUACGGGACGCGAUGGUGCAAUGCAUGAGUGUGUGUGUGUGUGUGUAUGUGUGUGUGUUUGCCAUCUUUGUAUCUCAUACAUACAGUGUCUCCUUGCAAGCUGAGUCUUUGUGUGGACCACAAAACCGAUUUAACAGCCUCCAUUGUUGACCUCUGCAUGUUGGUAACUCCCUGGUCCCUUUGACAUAAGCACAUGAGGCUGGAACCUGACAAGAUCUCAAACGACGGAGGAAAACAAGCUUUGAAUCAGAAGGAGAAAUGUUUGUCACCGUCCUGUUUGGAGAAAGCAAAAUGGAAUUGUUUAACAUCAACUGCAAACUGAUACACUUUGUCCACAAUUUAAAGGAGCGCUGUGGUGUGGACUUGAACGAGUGUGUGGACCUGAUGAGCCGCAACGGGAGAGUAGUGAAUUUAGAAACCAAGCAACUCAGUGUGGAUCUGGCAAGCGGCCUGCUGGCAGAGAGACAGCAUUAUGUCCUCCUACAAGUUUGUCGAAAUGAUGAUGGAGACCAGAAGUAUAUUUCCCUCUUACGCAAUGUCAGCCAGAGUCAUCCGGAAUUAAAAGAGCCGCUGAGGAAAGUUUGCAACCCUGGCCAAGAGCCAGCCAAGAAGGUCAAUUCUGUACGGAGAGGGCACGCACGCAAUCGUGUCAAUCGGGAGCACGGCCAACAUUCAUCCAGCACCCAUCUCGCCACUCAUCAUAUCUGAACACUUAUCCUGCUCAGGGUCAUGGAUGAAGCUAACUCUUACACUUUUGUUUGUAAAUGUUUGUAAUGUUUUGUUUUCAUUAGUGAUGGGUCCGGCAACACCGAUGCGUCGGCGCAUGUGUCGAGCUCAUAGAGCGAAGCCCCGUUUCGGUGCGCGUAUCGCUUUAAAAAAAGUCACGUGACCGAACGAACAUCAGCGUAGUCUGUCAAGGAAGCGAGCCAAAGCUCCGAUAAAGGAAGUAGUGAUGUGCAUUCCACUUCUUUUAAGUGAACGGAAUCUUUUGAAUCAGUUCACCCAAAAGAUUCGUUCAAACGAAUCGUU
Messenger RNA from Syngnathus acus (greater pipefish), 1270 nucleotides. RefSeq lists its product as uncharacterized. Lineage: Eukaryota; Metazoa; Chordata; Actinopteri; Syngnathiformes; Syngnathidae. The record is from RefSeq and is a predicted model, not a curated record. The coding region runs from base 500 to 949 and encodes 149 amino acids. The transcript is spliced from 5 exons.